AUGACUUCUUCCAAUGAUGAUGUUAUUAAGGCCAUUCUUCAAUACCAGGAGAGACUGGAAAGAUAUAAAACUAGUAAAAGUGAAGAUAAAAUACAAUAUGUACUAGGAAAGCUAAGCAAGCUUCCUAUUAGAACAUCCCAUUUAGAAACCACUGGGGUAGGAAGGACAGUUAAUGCUUUGAAAAAGUUUGGGGGAGAGGUUGGAGAAAUUGCCAAAGACUUGGUGAUAUCUUGGAAGGAAAUGGUACUGGAAGAAGAGAAAGCUGCUCAAGAAACUUCAAUGGAGACUGAGGAAGAUGCAGACUCAAAUUAUUCAAGUGAAAAUGAGAAUAAAGACUGCGAAAAAGAUGUAUCUAAGGAGGCAGUAAGUAGUACAUCAGAUGGAAAUGAAAGUGAAGGGUAUGAUAGUAAACGAGAAGUUCCUAGUAGGAGUGAUACAGAAAAGAAGUCAAGUAAUGAGAAAUAUAGAAAGAAUGAUAGUAGGGACAGUUCUUCUGAGUCAUCAGAAUCAGAAGAAGAAAAGAAUAGUAAAUAUGAUAAACAUAAUUCUAGUAAAAGAAGACAUUCUUCUGAAUCCAGUUCAGAUAGGCAUAACACUAAAAAAAGUAGCAAAAAUAAGGAAACAAGGAAAAGAAGGGAUUCUUCAGAAUCUGAUUCAGAUGAUAGGCAUAGUUCUAAGAAAAGUAGUAAGGAUACUAAAAAGAGAAGACAUUCCUCAGAAUCUAGUUCAGAUGAUAGACAUAGUUCAAAAAAGAGCAGAAGGGAUGCAUCACCUAAAAGUAGUCAUAAACACAAAUCCUCAAAAGAUGAACACAAAUCCUCUAAAGAUGAAAAAGAAAGGAACAAUAAGAAAGAUAAACACUCAUCAAGUAAACAUAGGGAGAAUUCAGAAAAGCAUAAAAGUAGUUCAGAAAAACACAAAGACAGCUCUGAAAAGUCUGAAUCAAAGCAUAAAUCAAAGAAAGAUUCUGAAGAAGAAAAGAAGCAUAGAUCAAAAAAGGAACAUGAAGAUUCACAUUCAAGUAACAAAUCAGAAAAACAUAAAAAGCCUGAAGAAAGAGAAAAUUCUCAUUUGAAUGCUAAAUAUGAAAAAAGUAAAAAACAUGAAGAAAAGUCUGAUAAACAUUCACAAUCUAGUCAUUCAUCUAAACAUAGGGAUAAAGAUUCACCUCAUUCUAGUUCUGAUAAGAAAAAUAGUAAAGAAAAAGAUAAAAGGGAAAAAGAAAAAGAAAAAUAUGAAUCUAAAAAGGAAAGAAAAGAGGAAAAGAAACCCAAAGAAAUUAUUACAGAACAGAAGAAAUCUGAACAUAGUAAAUCCAAAGAAUCCUCUUCAUCUUCAAAACAUGAUAGCACUGAAAAGAAAAAUAAGACAAAGAAGGACAAAGAAGUUGUUAAAAAAGUCCCCCAACAAAAGAUCAUUCAUGGCAUUGAUUCAGAAUCAGGAGCGAGCUUUGCUGAAGCUCUUGGGAUGUGUGGUCCUUACGUAUCUAGUCCUAAAAAGAAACCUAUUGUAGAAAAAAAGAAGGAGAGCAGUAAUGUAGACAAGACAAAGGUAUACUCUGGAAACAAAACAAUUGGCAAAGUUGAAAGUUUGUUUCAACUAUGUGUUCGAAUUCUCCAAGAUAAUAUCGAUGCUUUAGAAUAUACAGGUGGAGUCCCUUAUAUAAUCCUCAAACCCAUAAUGGAGCGCGCUACGCCAGACCAGUUGUUCAACCUGGAGCACCAUAAUCCAUAUUUGAUAGAAGACACUGAUGGGCUAUGGAAGUUGCACUGUCAAAAGGAUUUCCGCACCAAGAGGCGUGAGGAGAUGGAAUCGUGGCGGGAUAUGUACAUGCGAUGUUUGGACGAAAGAGAAGCGAAACUAAAUGCUGUGACGGCGACUAUUAAACAAUCUCAGGACAAGUCUAUACCAGUCAGGACGACUAAGUUGGCUUAUGUGGAAACUGAAUAUGUCAAGCCUCCUAGGAAUGUGGCUCGAAAGCAGGCUAAAAAUGGCACAGUUAAUACAGAUAGAAAGGUUUUACCUAGCCAAAAAGUUACAGCAUUAGCUAAAUCCGGUGAAGCUGAGAAGAUAGCAGUUCCAGAUCCCGGAAAAAGAGCCUCCGACCGAUCCGGUUCAAGUGGCAGUGUCAGUGCAGCAGCAAUGAAACCCAAGAAAGCUCCACUUAUGGCAAAAACUAUAUCAUAUCUAAAGAACAGGUUCAAACGAUGA
Molecule: messenger RNA, 2211 nt
Organism: Diabrotica balteata
Lineage: Eukaryota; Metazoa; Arthropoda; Insecta; Coleoptera; Chrysomelidae
Source: the annotation of a GenBank genome assembly